CGAGGCGCCGGGGCCAUGGGCUGGGGAAGCCGCUGCUGCUGCCCGGGACGCCUGGACCUGCUGUGCGUGCUGGCGCUGCUCGGGGGCUGCCUGCUCCCCGUGUGCCGGACGCGCGUCUACACCAACCACUGGGCAGUCAAAAUCGCCGGCGGCUUCCCGGAGGCCAACCGCAUCGCCAGCAAGUACGGAUUCAUCAACAUGGGACAGAUCGGAGCCCUGAAGGACUACUACCAUUUCUAUCAUAGCAGGACGAUUAAAAGGUCAGUUCUCUCGAGCAGAGGAACCCACAGUUUCAUUUCAAUGGAACCAAAGGUGGAGUGGAUCCAACAGCAAGUGGUAAAAAGACGGACAAAGAGGGAUUAUGACUUCAGCCGUGCCCAGCCGACUUACUUCAACGAUCCCAAGUGGCCGAGCAUGUGGUAUAUGCACUGCAGCGACAACACGCAUCCCUGCCAAUCAGACAUGAAUAUCGAAGGAGCCUGGAAGAGAGGCUACACGGGAAAGAACAUCGUGGUGACCAUCUUGGACGAUGGCAUCGAGAGAACCCAUCCAGACCUGAUGCAGAACUAUGAUGCCCUGGCGAGUUGUGACGUGAACGGGAAUGAUCUGGACCCAAUGCCUCGUUACGAUGCCAGCAACGAGAACAAGCAUGGGACCCGCUGUGCUGGAGAAGUGGCAGCCGCAGCAAACAACUCUCACUGCACAGUCGGAAUUGCUUUCAAUGCCAAGAUCGGAGGGGUUCGGAUGCUGGAUGGAGAUGUCACAGACAUGGUUGAAGCAAAAUCGGUUAGCUUCAAUCCCCAGCACGUGCAUAUCUACAGUGCCAGCUGGGGCCCGGAUGAUGAUGGCAAGACCGUGGACGGACCGGCUCCACUCACCCGGCAAGCCUUUGAAAACGGCGUUAGAAUGGGGCGGAGAGGCCUCGGCUCUGUUUUUGUCUGGGCCUCAGGAAAUGGUGGAAGGAGCAAAGACCACUGUUCCUGUGACGGCUACACCAACAGCAUCUACACAAUCUCCAUCAGCAGCACAGCUGAGAGUGGGAAGAAGCCUUGGUACCUGGAAGAGUGUUCGUCAACGUUGGCCACCACCUACAGCAGUGGAGAGUCCUACGAUAAGAAAAUAAUUACCACAGAUCUGAGGCAACGCUGUACAGACAACCACACCGGGACCUCGGCCUCGGCCCCCAUGGCUGCGGGCAUCAUCGCCCUCGCCCUGGAAGCCAAUCCGUUUCUGACCUGGAGAGACGUGCAGCAUGUUAUUGUCAGGACUUCCCGUGCAGGACAUUUGAACGCUAAUGACUGGAAAACCAAUGCUGCGGGUUUUAAGGUGAGCCAUCUCUAUGGAUUUGGACUGAUGGACGCAGAAGCCAUGGUGAUGGAAGCCGAGAAGUGGACCACUGUUCCCCAGCAGCACGUGUGUGUGGAGAGCACAGACCGACAAAUCAAGACAAUUCGCCCCAACAGCGCCGUGCGCUCCAUCUACAAAGCUUCGGGGUGUUCCGAUAACCCCAACCACCACGUCAACUACUUGGAGCACGUAGUUGUGCGCAUAACAAUCACUCACCCGAGGAGGGGAGACCUGGCCAUCUACCUGACCUCGCCGGGAACCAGGUCCCAGCUUUUGGCCAACAGGCUUUUUGAUCAUUCCAUGGAAGGAUUUAAAAACUGGGAGUUCAUGACCAUUCAUUGCUGGGGAGAACGAGCCACCGGUGACUGGAUCCUUGAAGUUUACGAUACUCCCUCCCAGCUGAGGAACUUCAAGACCCCAGGGAAGUUGAAAGAAUGGUCUUUGGUCCUCUAUGGCACCUCCGUGCAGCCCUACUCCCCAACGAACGAGUUUCCUAAGGUAGAACGUGUCCGUUAUACCCGAGUCGAAGACCCCACCGAGGACUAUGGUACAGAGGAUUAUGCAGGUCCCUGCGACCCUGAGUGCAGCGAGGUUGGCUGUGACGGCCCCGGCCCGGACCACUGCAGUGACUGCUUGCAUUACUACUACAAGCUGAAAAACAACACCAGGAUCUGUGUCUCCAGCUGCCCCCCUGGCCACUACCAUGCUGACAAGAAGCGAUGCAGGAAGUGUGCCCCCAACUGUGAGUCCUGCUUUGGGAGCCAUGGUGACCAGUGUCUGUCCUGUAAAUAUGGAUACUUCCUCAACGAAGAAAUCAACAGCUGUGUUACCCACUGCCCCGAUGGCUCAUACCAGGACACCAAGAAAAGUCUUUGCCGGAAAUGCAGUGAGAAUUGCAAGACAUGUACAGAAUUUCACAAUUGCACAGAAUGCAGGGAUGGGUUAAGCUUGCAGGAUUCACAGUGUUCCAUCACCUGUGAAGACGGGCAGUACUUCAAUGGCCAGGACUGUCAGCCCUGUCACCGCCUCUGUGCCACCUGUGCAGGGGCGGGCGCCACCGGGUGUAUUAACUGCAACGAGGGCUACUUCAUGGAGGACGGGAGAUGCGUGCAGGCCUGUAGCACCAGCUAUUACUUGGACCACUCUUCAGAGCACGGAUACAAAUCCUGCAAGAAAUGUGAUGCCAGCUGUUUGACAUGCAAUGGUUCGGGGUUCAAGAACUGUACGAGCUGCCCCAGUGGGUAUCUCUUAGACCUAGGGACGUGUCAGAUGGGAGCCAUCUGCAAGGACGGAGAAUACAUCGAUGAGCAUGGCCACUGCCAGAUCUGUGACGCCUCGUGUGCCAAGUGCUGGGGGCCCACUCAGGAAGACUGCACUGGCUGCCCUGUCACAAGGAUUUUUGACAAUGGCCACUGCGUUUUCAAAUGUCCCUCAGGGAAAUUUGAAUUUCAGAACCAAUGCCAUUUGUGCCAUUACACCUGCCAAGAAUGCCAAGGAAAUGAGCCUUCCAACUGCACUUCCUGUGGAGUAGAUAAGCAUGGCCAGGAGCGCUUCCUGUAUCAGGGGGAGUGUUGGGAGAGCUGCCCAGCAGGCUACUACCCUGCUGAGGGGCACACCUGCCUGCCCUGCCCUGACAACUGUGAGCUUUGCCACAACGCACACAUCUGUGUACGAUGCACGGGAGGCUACUUCCUAGUGCCCACCAACCAUACCUGCCAGAAGUUGGCGUGUGGACAAGGUGAAGUCCAAGACCCAGACUAUGGAGAGUGUGUGCCUUGUGAAGAAGGAUGCCUGGGAUGCAACUUGGGUGAUCCAGGAACCUGUGCUUCAUGCGGUAUGGGGUAUUACAUGUUUCAGCACCACUGUCAUAAAACGUGUCCCGAGAGGACCUACGGCGAAGGAUCUGAAUGUAAACCGUGUGACACGAACUGCAGCAACUGUGACCAGCAUGAGUGCUACUCGUGUGAAGAGGGCUUCUUUCUCCUGGGCGGCACGUGUGUGCGCAAAUGUGGCCCCGGCUUCUACGGCGACCUGGAGACGGGAGAAUGUGAGCCCUGCCACCGGGCCUGUGAAACCUGCACUGGCUUUGGCCACCAGCAGUGUCGCACGUGCCGAGAAGGACUGCAGCUGCGGCAGGGGACGUGUGUGGGUCCCGCCCAGACCCCGGUGGAAGGCGAAUUCUGGAACGAACCUGCACCCACUGCAAACCCAUCUUUGGUGAAGACCUGGCCACAGAAACGACGGCGGAAGUUUCCAAUCAAAAGAGACAUUUUGAGAGGACACCAGCCUUGUCAUCCUUCUUGUGAAACCUGCAAUGAAUCUGCGACCCUGUGCACUUCGUGUCCGAAAGGCACGUAUCUGUUGGCCCAGGCCUGUGUCUCCUCGUGUCCCGAAGGCACAUGGCCCUCGGUGACGAGUGGCAGCUGCGAGAACUGUCCGGAGGACUGUGCCUCCUGCUCUGGAGCCAAUCUUUGCGGAAAGUGCCGGACUCGGCCAGACUUCCCUCUCUUCCUCCAUGAAGGCAGGUGCUACACCAGAUGUCCUGAGGGCUUCUACGCAGAAGACAGCGCAUGUAGGCGCUGCAGCGCCCCCUGCAGAACAUGUGAAGGAAAUGCCACCAGCUGCCGCUCUUGCCAAGGAGGCUUCGUCUUGGACCAGGGAGCAUGCCGGGAAAUCUGCCCCGAGAGGCACGUGGCCAUGGACGGGGUGUGCAAGCCUUGCCCCAAGAUGUGUCAGGACUGCAUCCAUGAGCAAACAUGCAAAGAGUGUAUGCCUGAGUCCGUCCUGUACAAGGACAUGUGCCAUCAGUCCUGUCCCCGCGGCUACUACGCAGACAGACGCCAGUGUGUCCGCUGCCACGAAGACUGUCUGGAGUGUGAUGGCCCCUCAGCGGAUGACUGUGACCUCUGUGCUGAGUCAUCCUCGGUUCUCUAUGAUGGACGCUGCUUGGAGGAGUGUCCGACAGGGACUUACUAUGAGAAAGAGACCAAGGAGUGCAGAGAGUGUCAUAAGUCUUGCCGGACCUGCUCGUCGCCUGGGACCUGCACCACCUGUCCGGAAGGCCUGGGGGUGGCCAGCCACGGACGCUGUGUGCCUCACAAGGAAUGUGCCCCCGUUGAGUACUGGGAUGAGGCUCUGGGAUGCAAGCCCUGUCAUGCUAAGUGUUUCCGCUGCACCGGGCCCGCAGAGGACCAGUGUCGCACCUGCCCGAGGGACAGCCUUCUUCUCAAUACGACCUGCGUGCAGGACUGCCCAGAGGGCUACUACGCUGAUGAGGACAGCCACCAGUGUGCGCCCUGCCACAGCUCUUGUAGGACAUGUGAAGGGAGACGCAGCACACAGUGCCUCUCCUGCCAACCAAGCUCGUUCCAGCUGGAAAAGGAGUGCCUGCCCCAGUGCAGGGAAGGAUAUUACGCAGAAGCCGCCACCGGACGGUGUGAGAGGUGCAGCAAGAGCUGCAAGGCGUGCCGGGGCCCGCGGCCCACCGACUGCCUAUCUUGCGAUACGUUUUUCUUCCUGCUCCGCUCCAAGGGAGAGUGUCAUCGCACCUGCCCAGAGCAUUACUACACGGAUCAAGACACACGGACGUGUGAGAGAUGCCACCCAACUUGCAGCAAAUGCAGAGGAAAAGGACCGUUGAACUGUUUAUCUUGUGUGUGGAGUUACCACCUAGCGGGAGGAAUCUGCACCUCAGACUGUCUGGUGGGAGAAUACAGAGUGAAAGAGGGGGAGAAGUUUAACUGUGAAAAAUGCCACGAAAGCUGCGUGGAAUGCAAGGGACCCGGCACCAAGAACUGCACUGUGUGCCCCGCCGACCUGGUGCUGCUUAUGGACGACAGUCGUUGUCUACACUGCUGCAAUACUUCCGACCCCUCCGAUGCCCAGGAGUGCUGUGACUGCCGGGACACCACAGACGAGUGUAUCCUUCAAGCAAGUGAAAUUGGGCCUGCAGGCGAGCGGACCAAGACAGCCCUGUUCAUCACCUCCUCCAUUAUGCUGGUGCUUCUGCUCGGGGCGGCGGUGAUUGUCUGGAAGAAAUCACGGGGCCGAGCCCAGCCAGUAGCAAAAGCCGGCUAUGAGAAGCUGGCCGACCCCGGCAAGUCAUAUGUUUCCUAUAAGAGCAGCCAUCUUGAAAGCACCAGCUUUGAAGAAGAUCAGGUCAUUGAGUACAGGGACCAGGACUAUGAUGAGGAGGAGGAUGAUGACAUCGUCUACAUGGGCCAAGAUGGCACCAUCUACCGGAAAUUUAAGUGUGGGCUGCUGGAUGAUGAUGAGGAUGAGCUGGAAUACGACGAUGAGAGUUACUCCUUCCAGUAGACACAGCCCUCCCCCGCCUUCGACCCGCCCCAUCCUGUCCCAGGCAUUACAGUUUUGGGGUUUUAGUCCCACACACCAGUCUGAUGUGUGGGUGUUUGCGUCCUCUUAACCCUGAGUCCAGCUAG
Molecule: messenger RNA, 5789 nt
Organism: Lynx canadensis (Canada lynx)
Lineage: Eukaryota; Metazoa; Chordata; Mammalia; Carnivora; Felidae
Gene: PCSK5
Product: proprotein convertase subtilisin/kexin type 5
Biological process (GO): peptide hormone processing
Cellular component (GO): trans-Golgi network; Golgi membrane
Molecular function (GO): serine-type endopeptidase activity
Source: RefSeq, a predicted model, not a curated record